CAUUCUCUAUUCGUUCUUGCUUCGCCCCUUGGUCUGAACUAGUCAUCGCCUUUAUUUCCUUGCAGAUCAAGAAGAAGGAUCUAAGUCAAACUCAAAAGAUGGAAUUACUCUCUGGAGGAAGAUCAACAUUGAAUCCUAAUGCUCCUAUCUACAUUCCUGCUGCCUUCCGCCAAGUGGAGGACUUUUCUCCAGAAUGGUGGCAACUGGUAACAACGUUGAGAUGGUACCAUGACUAUUGGCUUAGCCAGCAACAGGAUGGGGAAGGAUAUUAUAACAAUGCUGAGGUCGAAUUUGAUAGCAGUGAUGUGCUUGAUUUGCUGCCUGAUACAUUUGAUCUUGACGCUGAUGAAGAUCUUUCUGUGAUGGAAGCCCAGCUUGAGGAAUUCAUUCUAUUUUCUAAGGCUGAAGCUGAAACUGGUCCAAACACUCUCGUGAAAACGGAGCGUGGAGCAAAGCCACCAACUGCAUAAGCAGCCUAAGAUGCAGGUAUCUGUGCAAUCCAAUAACCGGACUGAACGCCUGAUCCCAUGAGCAUGCUGAGAAUCGGGCUGGCGGUCGUUGAAGCUACUUAGUACUCACCAUAUUUGCUGUAGCUUUUUACCUUCCUGUAACUCCUGUAUAGGCAAUGUUCUGACUUUUCAUAUGUCCGCAUCCUGCAUUGUUUCCAAAGUCUCCUUUGGUAAACAGUCAAGUCAAACAUAAAAAAGAAAAGUUUAGCAGACAAAUUUGUAUCGCAAGACCCGCAACAUGUGCUAUAGAAGUGUUAAAAAAAAAAAAGAGAGAGAGAGAGAGAGAAAGAAAUCCAUUAUGUCACUUGAUUUCAGCUUUCUCUUGUGGGAUGGCAUGUGGCCUCAUGGAGUUGACUUGCAUCUAUAUAAGUACUAUGCAAUAUAUAAUUUUUUUUGCC
This is a messenger RNA of Neltuma alba, 907 nucleotides long. RefSeq names its product protein EARLY RESPONSIVE TO DEHYDRATION 15. The record is from RefSeq and is a predicted model, not a curated record. Lineage: Eukaryota; Viridiplantae; Streptophyta; Magnoliopsida; Fabales; Fabaceae. Bases 99 to 470 code for a protein of 123 amino acids. The transcript is spliced from 3 exons.